UCAUAUUCGAAAAUUUGUCAUCGCUGCUGCUUUGGUUUCUUCAACCCAAAAAAAAAAAGAUUUUUAUGAUAAAAAUAUAUAAUUUUCCAAAACAAAUAAUAAUAUUUUUCCUAUAUAUUUUACUUUAAAUAAAUUAAAACUAUAAUCUCCUAAGAAUGGACUGGCUAUUUGGUAAACGUAUCUCACCCGAAGAAAUGAUGAGAAAGAAUCAGCGAGCCUUAAACAAGGCGAUGCGUGAUUUGGAUCGCGAACGAAUGAAAAUGGAGCAACAAGAGAAAAAAAUCAUUGCCGAUAUCAAGAAAAUGGCCAAAGAAGGCCAAAUGGAUGCUGUUAAAAUAAUGGCCAAAGAUUUAGUUCGCACCCGCCGCUACACUAAGAAAUUUAUGCUUAUGAAAGCCAAUAUACAGGCUGUCUCACUCAAAAUUCAAACAUUAAAAUCUCAGAAUACUAUGGCACAAGCUAUGCAAGGAGUUACAAAAGCAAUGCAAAGCAUGAAUCGACAAAUGAAUCUUCCCCAAAUUCAAAAGAUCCUCCACGACUUCGAGAAGCAAUCUGAAAUCAUGGAUAUGAAAGAGGAAAUGAUCAACGAUGCGAUGGACGAUGCAAUGGAGGACGAAGGCGAUGAGGAGGAGACUGAUGCUGUUGUUUCUCAGGUACUUGACGAACUAGGACUCCAACUGAACGACCAAUUGAGCGACCUGCCAACGGCGUCCGGUUCAUUGUCGAUAGCUGGUAUUAAGCAGAAUCAACCAGCUGCUGUUGCAGCUGGUGGGAUUGGUGGCGGAGGAGCGUCGGGUGGAGAUGGUGGUGCUGGGGCAGGCGGUGGAGCUGGGGGUAAUACUUCACCAAUGUCAGAUGCAGAUGCUGAUUUGCAAGCUAGACUUGAUAAAUUGCGAAAGGACUAAAAUGCAUCAGGAAUUCCAUUUUAUUAUUUUUUUUUUGUAAUGUAGAAACUUUUUUUUUUGUUCAUUGAUUAUUCUUAUUAUUAUUAUAAUUAUAUGCUUUUUGUUUUCGAGACUAUUCAUGGAAUGCUUCUUGACACCACCCCAACACCAAUUUUAUACGCGGUCUGAGGUAUGCAAUACCUUGUUGUUAUAAACUCUACGAAUAAAAGUAUUUUAAUUGCUCACUUAAACAAUUUAAAAA
Molecule: messenger RNA, 1146 nt
Organism: Episyrphus balteatus (marmalade hoverfly)
Lineage: Eukaryota; Metazoa; Arthropoda; Insecta; Diptera; Syrphidae
Gene: Vps2
Product: charged multivesicular body protein 2a
Exons: 2
Coding region: 156-905 (249 amino acids)
Biological process (GO): endosome transport via multivesicular body sorting pathway; protein transport; late endosome to vacuole transport
Cellular component (GO): ESCRT III complex; multivesicular body
Source: RefSeq, a predicted model, not a curated record